This is a messenger RNA of Neopelma chrysocephalum (saffron-crested tyrant-manakin), 3551 nucleotides long. It is a transcript of the gene MPLKIP, whose product is annotated as M-phase specific PLK1 interacting protein. Lineage: Eukaryota; Metazoa; Chordata; Aves; Passeriformes; Pipridae. Bases 783 to 1340 code for a protein of 185 amino acids. Gene Ontology annotation, cellular component: centrosome; midbody; nucleus. The transcript is spliced from 2 exons. The record is from RefSeq and is a predicted model, not a curated record.
CUUUAUUAUUUUUUUGUACAGAGUUGUUGAGGAUUUGCAUUGGUAUACCUGAGAACAGAGCAGGAAUGGUAAUAACACUGUUUAAUUGCUGCUAAAUAUGAGGUUCUCCUCCAAGAGCACAUUUUGCCACGAGUUUGUAUGAGUGAGUCGUUGCCUGAGCUGCUACUCCACUGAAUUGCUGGCAGUUCGAACUGACUGUAAAGCAAACCCUUUCCAUUAAAGUGCUCUUUAAAUACGUCACUGUAUGUGCUGUCAAUCGGGACUGCCCUAGCGCGCGUAGUUAUUUGCAGGCUCAGAUGUUAUAAGACAGCAGAACAAAGGCGCACAAAUAAGCAUAUCUGAAGUGCCAUGAAGUGUGAGGUAAAUACUCUCUUUGCUGUACAACAGUUCAUUUCGUCGUUGUUCACUGUAGCUGUGGAACCGCGGGUAUUCCCUCACAGCACCCAGGGCUUUCACCGCCUGAGUUACCAGGCGCGGCUGCUACGCGUCUCCUGAGACUCUCUUACUCCAGAUUAUUCCUCUUGAUCUGGAAAACGCACAGAAUUACUCAGCGUCGGCGUGACAGAUCGCUAUGCGAGGUUGAACGAGCCGAACUCCCACUCUCCCACUUCCAGGUGAGAUGGACGGCGCCUCGCCUUCCCCGGCCCGGAACGUUUGGAGGCCGGAACCUUCGGACCCCUGGCGGGGAAAAGGCGUGGGGAAGGAAAAGGAGCGCGCGCGGCGCCGCCAUUGCGCAGGUUCCAUUCCCGGCGCUGCCAUUCCCGGCCUGUUUCUUCCUGGCCAUGUACCGGCCGGGAUUCCGCGCGCCCACACCUCCCUACGCGGGCGGCGGCUUCCGGAGCCCCCCCUCCGGCGGAGGGCCCCUGCCGCCCUCCCCGCGGGGCUACGGGAGCCCCCACCACACGCCGCCCUAUGGGCCCCGGCCCGGCCCGUACGGCGGCGGCCUCUCGCCCCGCGGGCCCGGGUUCCAGGGGCGCUUCGGUAGCCCCUCGCCGGGGGCGCAGACACCGCGCAGGCCGCAAAGCGUCAGCCCCCGGUACCCGGCUCCCUACGGCGGCGCGGCCGCGGCCGGGGCGCCCCUGCACCUGCCGUCGCAACACAAGCGCUCGCCCGGGGGCUUCCAGAGGCACUUCCAGGGAUCACCCAGGACAUCUACUCCAUUUGGUACAGCGCAUGGCAGAGAGAAAAGAGUGUCUAAUGAUGUGGAAAACUAUUACAGACCUUCAAUGCUUGAGGACCCAUGGGCUGGCCUAGAGCCAGUUUCUGUUACAGACAUAAACCAGCAAUACAGCAGUGAGCAAACAACAUGUACUGGUAAAAAAGGGAGGUAUUUCAGCUAACACUUUUAAAGGCCAAAUAACUCCAUCUUGUCAGGAAAACUUUGGGACAAAAUCUUAACAGUUACACAAGAUGAACAAUAAUCAAGACCUUAGAUAAUGCUUUUAUUUGAACGUAUGUCCACCCUUUUAUCCUACUUUUUUUUAUUGCAUUGGAUAUUUUUAUGUAUGAGAUGGAAAAGGAGUGGUAGGAAACCUUACAUUUCUGGCUAUGUGGAAGUGCCUACCAGCUUUGAAGAACAAAGUGUUCUUUAAUCACCAGCGACUGAUUUGUGGCUGUUAAAACAGGUUUCCGUAUACUUACCUCUUCCAUGCCAGAUUGUUAGCCUUUUAUUGUAAAGUACUUUAGGAAGUGGUAUUUUUUUAUGUUUCAACAUUUUUAGAAUGAAGUAACUUGGAAAUAAAAUAAAGUUUUGUAAAUUCUUGUUUUGUAAUGUAUAAAGAAUAUUUUAGGACUCUUGUUAAGGUGUACACAUUAACACAAAUAGUACUAUUGAAAUUAGGUGACUUCUGUAAAUGUGCUUGUAUGCCAUAGUUAACCUGUGGUUUUGUGCAGUGAUUUUUGUUAAUUGCAGUGUAACGUGAAGUUUAGCCAUCUCAGGAAACAAAUGUAUUGCUUUUGGAAAGUUUAAUUUGUUGAACCAACUCUUGAGUCACAAACUUAAUUCUGUAAUCAUUUGCUUUUGUGUUUAAAAAAAUAUAGUUGAAUCAAUAUUAGACAUUUUUGGAUUAUAGUAACAAGUCUGUUCAGUGGCAGUUUAAGUCUAAAGAGUACAUAAAACAUCAAGAUAAAGUAACUGGAAAUGUUCUCUGUGGGGUCCACCUGUUUAGAAUAGUAUAGAAUGAAUGACAGGUUUUGUUAUACUGUUGACAUUAGUACAUGCAUAGCUUUUUUUUUUAAUCUGUACAAUAUUUUCCAAUUAUUUUUUAUUUUUACUUAUGGCAGGAAUCAUUGCCAGGAGAGCUGUUUUGUGUGUGUGCAUGCUAUAUUUUUAUACUGAAGUGGAAAACAAGGAGUUGGUUUUUUAGACCUUGUCUUUACAUGGAAGAUCCAUGCAUCUCAAGUACGUCACCUCUGUUUUCCCCCAGCUGACCCUGUUGUUUUAGUAUUAUAUCCAAAAAGGCCACUCAGAGAACUGAGAACGUAAUGCCUUCUGGAUAUCAAGAAUGGUUAAAUCUUCAUCCCAGAAUCAAAAGAACUGUGCCUUAAAUGGCAGCUAUCAGUAUCAUUAUCUGUAAUAGAUACCAGCAAAACUGAGAUGACAAGUUGCAGAUAGUCUUUAGAAUUUAUACAUCAGUUAAUUGAUGUCAAUUGUGAAAAGUGAAGUAUAAAGUUUUCUUUCUUUUUUCUUUUUUUUCUUUUUUUAAAACCUUGUCAGGUGCUGUAAAGCUCACAAAAAAAAAAAGUCACCUUUUUUUUAUUGCUAUUUCCCAUGUGAUUGAAUGCAAUUUAUUUUUUGCAAUGUUUGGUGACCUUGGAGAAACAAAUAUGAUUUUAUUCAAGACACUAAAGCUCUGAUGUGUUCACAGUUAGAUAUGAGAACAGUCUGGGUUUGGAAAGGAGAAAGGAAAGGUAAAGGAUUCCUGACAGAAGAGAGUCUGUUAAGAGGUGGGACUGCUUACACAGUAGGCAGUAUCAGCUGCUAAGUAUCAUUGCAAAGGUACAUUUUGCCACUUUGGCUUUGCAGUUGGCCCAGGGAUCAAAGCCAGCCUCCUCUGGUAAUAAUUCUUAACUCCUGGAACCAGGUGUCAGACAUCAGUGAAGAUAAAUGUUCCAGAAAGAGACUUGAGGAAAUAUUCUUGAAGCACUGUUUAAUCAAUCCAGACCUUCUACAAUGGCAUCUGUUAAGCUGCUGCUCCAGUGCACUUCAGGAUAUGACCCAACAAUUAUAUCGCACUGCUAAAGACUCCAAUCACUUGGUCAAGAAUCCACACCAAAAACUUAAAAAUUAUUCACCUUUCUGGCUUCUAGGAGAAAUUCUGCAAUUACAGUAAAAUUUUAAAAUGUCAUUGUUGAAUAGCUGUAAAAUGCAUGAACACUUGUUCAGAACUAUAAAUAUAAUGUACUUAAAGCCAGUUUAAGCUUUGCCUUUUGUGCUGUGAUACCCAGCAAGCUUAAGCACUUACUUCCUCACCAGGUUUUUUUCCUUUUUACCAUAUGGCAAACAUUCUUUUUCCCCACAUGUUUCUAACCGAGAGAGAAUAUAUCACUUC